Acanthamoeba castellanii str. Neff is the source of this 219-nucleotide messenger RNA. RefSeq lists its product as uncharacterized. The record is from RefSeq and is a predicted model, not a curated record. Lineage: Eukaryota; Discosea; Longamoebia; Acanthamoebidae. The transcript has a single exon. The annotation marks the transcript as partial.
GAACUCAUUGCCCGCCGCGAGGAGCUCCUCCAGCAGUGCGCCACCAAGGAUGUGGAAGUCGAAGUCCUUGCGGACUGUGCGGAGCUUGUGCGCCGUGGCCAGCUGCCCCAGUACCUGCUUGACACCCUGAUGGCCACACUUGCCUGCCCACAACCAACACCUCCUUGCCCCCCCUGUGGACAACGAUGUCCUGCUGCCCAUUCCUGGGGUGAGCGAUAA